UCGCUGGCGGCCAUUGUGGCUCUUAUGCUUUGCGCGUCACCGAGGGAUGACCUUCCUCCUCGCCGGAGCCCGAAUGUCGCCGGUUUCCUUGACGCUGUUGAAGGAGCAGUGGAUGUGAACACAGCGCCAUUUCUGUCGGCGUCCAUGAUACGCGAUGCUACCGCAGCGGAUUCCUGAGCUCGGAACGGCAGCGGGAGAGAAAUAGCCGCUCCCCUUUCGCUGCUUCUCUCUACUUCAGCCCACGGCAGGUGGUGCCGGUGAAGUAAGACGUAGCCCCAGAAUGGCUCCUUCUUACUGAGAUGCAAACACGUCUUGUGUUCUCAGCAGCUGAGAUCCAUCAGCAGCAUUAGCCAUGCCUGACGAGUAAUCCCCCCCUCUUUUUUUUGCUUAAAGCAAUAAAAAAAAAAGAAAAAAAAAAUCCUCCUACAUGCCUCCCCAUGUAGAGCCCCUUCAGUGCGUCCUGCUGGAGUGACCCCCCCUCUCCUGAUAGGUUCUGCCUCGCGUUCCUCACCCCCCCCCCCGACUCCUCUCCGCCAGCCGCCCUACAGUACCUACCCGUCACCAUGCUGCUUUACCUGAGAAUGGCCAACACCUGAUGGUCCCAUGCGUCCAGUGAGCACCGAUUCCGACGGUCCUGCUCCUCCUGAAAGCCUCUCUUGCCCCUACCCCCUCGUGGGCCCCCUGCCCGCCUCGGAGAUGUCCCUGCUCCAGUCGCUCGGGCCAGUGCAAAGCUGGCUCGGCCAGGAGCUGGAGAAGUGCGGGAUCGACGCCAUGAUUUACACCCGCUACGUCCUCAGCCUCCUCCUGCACGACAGUUACGACUACGACCUGCAGGACCAGGAGAACGACAUCUUCUUGGGAUGGGAGAAGGGAUCUGGGAAGAAAUGGGGCAAGAGCAAGAAGAAAGGAGGGACCGACCUGAGUCUGGAGGAAAUGAAGAAGCAAGCCGCCGUGCAGUGUCUUCGCUCCGCAUCCGAUGAGAACUCUGGAAUUGAGAGCCUGGUUGAAGAGCUUUGCUCGAAACUGAAGGACAUCCAAAACAAACAGAAAGAGGAAAAGCAGAUUCAAAAGAAGUCUGAUGGCUCUCAAUCUCCAGAGCGAACUGAGUCCCCCUCUUCAAAGGACCAGGUGGAAAUGUAUUAUGAAGCCUUCCCUCCUUUGUCAGAGAAGCCUGUUUGUCUCCAAGAGAUCAUGACGGUGUGGAACAAGGCCAAGGCCUGCACGUACUCAAGUUCCUCCUCUGCAGCCCCGCAAACCAGCACAGACACCUCUUCCCCCAAAGAUUGCAACAGCGAGGGCGAGGCUGCGAAGGAGCGAAACCUGGAGGCAUGCGGUACCAUCACUACGGCAACCAACGAGAGAGGCCAGCAGCGGCGGAGCAAGAAGGAGAAGGAGAAUCGAUACCACGGCGGCGCGGCGGGCGAGGAGAAAUCCGCCGUCCACUCCAAGAGGCAGAUGAGACACAGAUCUGAAGGCAAAUACCGACCGCGGUCCUGGUCUUCUGGCUCCAGUGAGGCUGGGUCGAGCUCGAGUGGGAACCAGGGCGACUCAAAGUCGUCCAGAAGCAAGACAGUUAGAAUAAGGCACAAAUCCAGAGAGGCUGCGAAGAGCAAGAGAACGCGCAACGGCGGGCAGGUGAAGCUGCAGGUGAAGGUCGUCGACAAGGACGAGCGAAGAAACGCGGGGGGAAGCGGCGGCGGCGCCACAGGCAGCAUUGCCAAACAACCACAGCUUUAUAAAAAGGGGAAGAGAAUGCUGAAGGAGAUUCGCAAAGAUCCGAGCUGGGCGGAAGCGAAGGAGUCUGCAGUAGAGGCCAGAAACAGAAAGGAAUACAUGGAGGAGCCGCUCUGGUACACCGAACCCAUCACCGAGUAUUUUAUACCGUUCAGCAGCAGACAGAGCAAGCUGGAAACAAAAUAUCGGAGCAAAGUAGACUCCUUCGACGGCUUCGACUUGCCAACUGACUUGGAGAGGUUGCCGGAGCGAAUACAGGGGAUCUGCAUUGCCAACGAGAGCUACCAGAGGGCGUACCUAGCGGCGGGCUCCUUCGUGGACGGGCACUUCGUGGAAGGGCCCGGCGACGCGGAAGACGACUCUGCCGAACUCACUGGGACCUCAAGCUGCCCUCAGCCAGAGGAUAGUAGAGAUUUAGAUGACAAGCAUCUGUCCGAAUUCACUCACUUCUAUGAAGUAGAUAUUUAUCAAUCCAUAUUGGAUACUAGUGCCUCAGACUCGAUACAAGAGAGUCGGAUCUUAAGCAUGAUCCGACAAAAAAGCAAAGAGCAAAGAGACGUUGAGGCAGAAUGUUGUUUAGUGUUAGAUGGCCUUGAGCAGCAAGGGAAAAGUGCAAUACGGGCAGACUCGCAGGACGCUUCGGGAUCUGCCGGAUUUCUAAUGGAGGAUCUGGAGAACAUGGCUCAAGUGUGGGGGUGCUACUCCCCGUCCACUUCGGAGGAUAUAGACGGAGAGAGCUUCAUAGGGGACUCUCCCAUCCGGCUCUCCCCUCUCCUCGAUAGCGUCUCGUUCACCCUGAGCAAACUGUCCGGAGCCCUGGAGGAGCCGUCUGUCCCUGAAGCCGCCAGUGACCGAUCCGGUCUGAACUCGUCCUGCUUCUCUCUCUUCGAGCUGCAGUACGACAGCCCCACUUUCCCUUUUCCCCGCGACUCACUCACCGCCGGUCACGAGAACAACACCGACUCCAGCAGCUGUCUCGACCCGCAUUCAAAUAAACAGUCUCGUUUGCUUAUAUGGACCAAAAAUAGUGCCUUCGAUGAAACUGAACACUGUUCGAACCUAUCAACGCGAACUUGCAGUCCGUGGUCGCAUUCAGAGGAGACCCGUUCAGACAACGAGCAAGGAGCCGCCCCUGCCGAGGACGCUGCUCAGACUGGCAACGAAGAGAUUGAUUGUAUCAUCCCUCCUCUCUCCGGUACAUAUCUGGAGGAUGAACUCUUGGAUUUUUUGCAGGACGACUCCGGCCGGAAGUGCGAGGAGGUCGGCGUCGGCGCGGCGUCCAAUCAGACCUUCACCAAAAAAUCUAAAUUGGAGUCCGUUUGCGGCAUCGCGUUGGAGAAGGACGAGAGUAAACAGUACAGCACUGGCAUGUUUUCGGACAACACAAACCAACAGAGUGAUGAUUACAGCUCAGGGAUUAUCAAAGACAUUUGGACUGCGAUCGGAGACGGCAAACAUGCAACACCGAGGCAGGAGGCGGAGAAGCCCCGGGAGGGGCUGUUCCCGGACGAGUCGGGCGGCUACCGCCGCGGCUGUCUGGAGGUGCAGGCGAAGGGCGCUCACGGCCAGGGACCGCAGAAGAAAGCGGUGCAGCGGUCCGAGUACCACCUGUGGGACGGCAAGAAAGACGAGCAGGACCUGGCCAAAAACAAACUCUCCAAGACCGACGGCGCCGGGGAUUACAUGACUCCGUCCAAGCCCUGGGACCUGACGUCCGAGAAGGAGAGCACGUCGUUCAUCCUCGGAGGGGUGUACGGAGAGCUGAAGACACUAAGCGGCGAUAAGAACUGGGCCGUCGUGCCGCCGAGCGACACCCAAGGCAGCCUGCUGCAGUGCACCGCCGCCGCCGCCGCGUCCGGCUCGGAUAUGCUCACCAUCACCGGCACGGACGUGUUCAUGAACUCGGGCAGCUGCUUCGCCCCGGGACACCGGCCCCUGUGGAGGCCCCUGGUGUCCUUCGGGCAGAGCGACCAGGCCAUGAAAGGAGGCGGGGACGGAUUGAAUAAGGGAUUCUCCUUCAUCUUCCAUGAAGAUUUGCUGGGGUCGUACGGAGGCUUGCACGGCGAGGAGCAAGGUUUAGAAUACCCGUUCGCAUCCUUCAACCUGAACAAUCCCUUCUCCCAGGUCCUCCACGUGGAGUGCUCCUUCGAGCCCGAGGACAUGGCCUCGUUCAGUCCGGGGUUCAAGCCCAAAUCCAUCCUUUGCUCGGACUCGGAGAACGAAGCCUUCCACCCACGAAUAUACGGCAUCAACCGGACGCAAUACAGAGCCAUUCGCAUUUCCCCCAGGACUCAUUUCCGACCUAUAUCGGCCUCAGAGCUGUCUCCCGGUGGAGUGAGUGAUUCGGAGGCCGAGACUGACAAAGAGGAGAUGAGUUUCCCCGUCCUGGCGCCGGUGGACGUCUUCGACGACCCCCAGGCGGACCUCAAGCCUCUGGAGGAGGAUGCGGAGUGCGAGGGCCCCUAUUACGGGAAGUCAGAACUGGAAUCUGGUAAAUUCUUACCCAGAUUGAAGAAGUCUGGCAUGGAGAAGAGCGCCCAGACCUCUCUGGAUUCACAGGAGGGCUCCGGCGCCCUCCUGCCAAUCGCUGAGCAAGAGAUUUGCUUAGACUGCGAGACGGCGGCGGCGGCGGCGGCACCGGGUGCGGGCGGACCGCCGGACGCGUCGGUCGACAAGGUUCAGAAAGACGAGCCUGCGGGAGAGAAACAGUCCUGCAUAUGUUCACCAGCGGGCCAGAUCCCCAAGUACGGGAUCGCUUAUGACUUUGUUGGACACGUGCCAGAGUUCCCUCUGCUGAAUAUAGGCGGACAGGGAGGAACGGGCAGCCAACAAGACGAGUGCUGGUGGCAGAACACGAUCUGUUCCCCUCUCUUCCCUGGAUCACAGUGUACAGGGAGCAGCAACAUUUGAAUACUCCAGUUUUGCAAGAGGACGCCCGUCGCUGAGAGGGAAAACCUUCCCUCUCCCU
Messenger RNA from Salarias fasciatus (jewelled blenny), 4702 nucleotides. RefSeq names its product KIAA0232 ortholog. The transcript has 8 exons. Lineage: Eukaryota; Metazoa; Chordata; Actinopteri; Blenniiformes; Blenniidae. The coding region runs from base 604 to 4644 and encodes 1346 amino acids. The record is from RefSeq and is a predicted model, not a curated record.